Messenger RNA from Vitrella brassicaformis, 1107 nucleotides. The record is from the annotation of a GenBank genome assembly. Lineage: Eukaryota; Vitrellaceae.
GAGGAGGGGUGUGGAGAGAGGUAGGCGUUCACCACGGGGGAUCGCCACUGGAUCUGCUAUGACGAGCUUCGUUCGCUUGAAUGUCGGCGGUCGUGAGUUCAGUGUGGCGAAGUCGACACUGGCCAUACACCCACACACCCUGCUGGGGCAACUGGUGACCAACGAGUCGACGGCCGAAUACCAGCAGAUCCAGCAAGGCCAGCCCGUCUUCAUCGACCGAGACCCGGCGCUGUUUUCCCAUGUACUCGACUACUACCGGGAUGGACUGCCUCUGCUCAUCGACGCCUCCGUCGACACGCGCAAGCUGAUCCGCGAGAUGCGCUUCUUCGGCAUCGAUGUAACCACACGCACACCGCACGAGCACACACUCGUUCGCCCGCAGCCACUGAGAUGCGAUUCGUUGCUGAUAUGUGCAUCAGGUGUCUGAGAGUGAUUUGCAGGGCCCGCCGCCAUCGGAACAGGAGCGAGCCUCGCGGAGGGAGGCGACGAUGCGGCGCGUGGCCAACAAGGUCACACUGGGGCUUCUGGCCCGGUUGCGCCGGGAUAUCACCAGCACAGGCAGCUGGGCAGAGGUCCAAUAUGAUCAGCUGAUCGUCGCCGCGGCUGAGUGGGUUGGGGGGCCAGAGGCGGCGGAGAUCAGGGCUUUCCCAGGCGACAUAGGCAAGGUUGCCAUGCUGUUUGGCAUGGUGCGCCAGGAGAUGGAGAGGGAGGCUGUGGGGUUCCGCUUCGCCCUGAUCCCGACAGUGAACAAGACAGUCGUUGUCAAGAUCUAUCGGGCACGCAAAUGACACAACGCAUCGUGAAUGACGUUGUGUCAUUUGCUGUUGCGUGUGGUGUGGUGUGCUUUCUCCUCAGGCCAACGCAUGAGUCCUGUCCCACCAACCCCAGUGGCACAACCGCCCGCGGCUGCCUGGCCAGCAGAGUAGAUCAUGUAGCAGAGUCAGCUGCUGUGUAGACCGCUGCCUGUUCAGAGUACUGAUUGGUUGCAUUAGCUCAUGUAAGUAUCACUGACAGCUGACCACAUCACGGAGCUGUUUGGGUGUGAAAGAAAGAUGGUGUACGCGUCUAUAUAAGAAAGCGACACGGGGUCUCGUGCGCUCUGCCGCC